CGGAGUUUUGUCGUGAAGCAUACGAAGCCGUGAAUGCACAAACUAAGUUGCGCAAUGGACAUUAAAGUAAACAUGUUGUUUUUUCCGUUGCUGAUGGGGGUGUUGUAUUCGGAUAGCGUGUACGCAAAGGUGGUUGACCUGACCCACAUUUACGGCCCGGAUGUGCUGUACCCACCCGUUGGGCCCGGAGGCACGUCUAACAUGUUUAAUUUUACCAUCAUGCAUCGCGGGUACGAACCAGCGCUGAACGCAUGGCUGGAAAUCAACUGGUUCGGCGUGUUCGAGCACGGCAGUACGCAUGUCGACGCGCCUGCGCACUACAGCCAGGGCCGCGCGCACCUGCACGAGAUUCCUCCGGAGCAGCUGGUGGGCCCCGGCGUAAUGAUUGACAUAAAGGACAAGGCAUCAAAAAGCCCAGACUACCUGCUGACCAUUGACGACAUUCUUGCCUGGGAGAAGCAACACGGCACGAUUCCCCAGGGUUGCAUCGUGAUGAUGAACACUGGGAAGCAUAAGCUCUAUCCGGACGCAAAGCGUUUCUACGGCACCGAGACGCCUAGUAAUAUGAGCAGCUACCACAACGCUGGCGUGGAGCCCAUGGCCGCUCGUUGGCUCAUGCAUAACCGACAAAUCAAAGCCUUUGGAACGGAUGCUCACAGCUGCGAUCCAGGUCAGAACAACAACAGAAACCCUUGUCACGAGGAAUUCCUGCCCAAUGGAGUCAUUCUACUUGAAUUCGUAGCGAAUUUGGACAGACUGCCGAUUAAGGAUUCUACAAUUUUUAUUGGACCAAUGAAAAUGCGCGACGGAAGCGGCGGACCUUGCCGAAUCCUUGCGAUUUUCGGCGAACACGUCGAAGGGGUUUCAUUGGCUAGAAGAACUCAAGGGUCGUUUGCUGGAUUGUUAUUGGUCGUUAUUUUAAGCAUAGUUCUUGAAAUAUAAUGAACGUCUAUACGGAAUCUUUAAAACUUAAACACAAAAACAAAAGCAUUUCGCAUUUAAUAACCAAUUUUUAAUUAGGGCUCAAAAGAUAAAGAGCUAAAAUCUUAUAAGAACAAUAGGCUAGAUUUAAGUAUAUGGCACGUACACUAUGUUAAUAGUGUUUUAUUGAGUUUGUUUACUUCACUACCGUAUAUUGAAGUUUUAUUUAUGUUUUUGUAGUUUGCUUUUUAUUGAUUUACAUGUAUUUGCACGAUAUUAUAUUGAAUUGUUGUAUCUUUCGUAUGAUUUAUAUUUGUCUAUUACACUUUGUAUGUGAAUCAACUUUAUUUGACUUAAAAGACUGCCCUUAAAAAGUCCAAGUUAUAGCGUAAACACAAAGUAGGGCUUGCAACCGACCAAUGAUAUCAUACUUUUUAAUUUUCACAAUUUAUUGUCUUGCCGUUUUUUUAUAGCUCGACUCGGCACAUUAUCAUUCUUAUAAAUUCAGCGAAUGUAUUCACAAAUCAAUCCACACUAGGACAACGUUAUUUUCCGGAAAACAAUGUCCUCGAGCGUGGUAUAUAAUCUUAUUGAUAUUAUUCUUGUCAUCUCUUGAGAAAAUUAAAGGUAAUGUUUAUCGAACUAAAAACGUGUUGUAUUGCUGUAAAGUGGUUAUUGACAUUUUGUCAGGAUAACGCUUACUUCAACGUGUAUGUUUCGGAUGAAAU
Dreissena polymorpha is the source of this 1649-nucleotide messenger RNA. Its product is annotated as isatin hydrolase-like. The coding region runs from base 34 to 942 and encodes 302 amino acids. Gene Ontology annotation, molecular function: arylformamidase activity. NCBI's taxonomy places the organism in Eukaryota, Metazoa, Mollusca, Bivalvia, Myida, Dreissenidae. The record is from RefSeq and is a predicted model, not a curated record. The transcript is spliced from 4 exons.